AUGGGUCCACCCAAGAAGGACGUCAGUACUCAUAGUGGCGGAAACAUACAUGAAUCCGGUCUUUCUUUCUCUCUGGUUCCAAAUGAUCUGACAGAAGUAAACCGGGCAAACAAAAACAUACUGUCUCAACCCAUUAAAUGCCUUCAGAGUAAAGAAGAGGAAGCGCCAAGCGCCAAUAAAGUACAACCCACUCCAAGUCAGCCAAAGAAGAGGAAGCGCCGCAAUAAGCGCAAGCAAAAGAACCAAAAUCAAUUGGUUCAACAAUCGGUUGAUAGUAAACAAAAUGAGCAUAUAAGUGUUGAUGAGAAUGACCAGUUAUAUGUUAGUCAGCAUCUCGGUGAUGAAGCUGAUCAGGUAGCCAAAUCCCAAAAUAGUGAACUUAAGAUAUCGAUUGUUGAAGGUCUUCUUCCUGAAGACUCGCAAGUGCCUAGUUCAGACUUGGUAUCUCCUGCCACUCCAGAACAUGGAUUGAGCCCUAGAAGACAAUCAAUAAUGAGAUACAAGAAAAGCAGCGAUGGUUUACAGGUCGGUGAUAAUUAUAUCAUGGCAGCUCGCGAUAAUUUGAAAGGAAAAGGAAGUGUUAUGCAUACAUCAGAAAGGACCGAGGAACCCAAAGUCCCUAGUCAGAAAGACUUAAACAUGAAUUCAAGAGUUACUUUAUUUAAAUACAAAUCAUCCAAAAUUUUAGUGUAUGAUGAGCAGUUGAAUGACCCACCAAGUUCGUCUGGUCGCUUAUUGGGUCAUGGAGAAUUUGAAAUAUUUCAAUUGCAUAAUGGAGACGUAACUUAUCUUUCGUGUGGACCAUCAUUCAUUUAUCCAUUACUUCCUAAGAUAAAAAUUCUCAGGGUCAGUUUCAAUCAAUUGAUUCUUCCAUUAGUUAACCCUGAAAGAUAUUGGAAGAUCUUCAUUAAUUCAGAUGAGCCUAAUGUUAUCGAAGUCCUUGAAAGGACUCUUAUCGGAAUAGUACAUUACAGAAACUUGUAUUACGGCUCGUCCAAAGUGAAAGAAGACUCAAAAAAUGAUAAAAAUGUCAAUAGCACUUUACCCUUGAAUAGUUAUGGGGAUAAUCAACCACUAAAGGAAAAUGAAAGAAAAAUUGUAAGUAAUCAUUUAUUUUCUGAGAUUUCGAAUAAUAUCCCCGAUUCUCCUCCUUCAGCUCCGCUUUCUCCAAAUGCGAUACAAUACACUGAUACGAUAGCCGAAAGUCCUCUCAAAAGUCAAAAUGCCGUACAUCAUUGGCCGCUAACAAGAAAAGUUUCGAAUCAAUCUAUCAGCAGUGCCAUGGCAAGUUUUGAGCUUUCAAACGUCGCUUCAAACAGCUCUAGAAACCCUCAGUUAUCAACAAAUUUGCUUUUACAGCCUUUUCCACAACGUUCUCAUAACCAUCCUCGUUGUGAAUCAAAAUUAAUCAACCAGGAUCAGAAAUCCGAAUCUUCAAUGGAUUCGUUAUUGGAAGAAUAUGAAGAAAACGCUUCUGUUACAAAAUCGAUAACAUUUACAAGGUCCCGACCACCAUCUAGGACCAGAUCAAUUGCAACUUCGUUUCGUAAUCCUGGGAAUUAUGCCAGAGCACUAAAUUCUUCUACACUAGAUGAAAAAUUUUCGAAUGAUUCAGAGGAGUUUCCGAAGACUUCUUUAAGUGAGUAUAACAGAAUUCAUAAUCGUGGCAGACAAAAGUCUAUAACAUCUACAAGAAGUGGAUUACAUGUUUCAGAUGGACAUUGGGCUGAAAAGCGAUUGCCCAAGUCCCAAUCAAAUUACAGUCUUGCGAGUAGCUUAUAUCAAGGCACAGAUUUAAGCAAUACCUAUAAAAGCAUUUACAAGUCUAUAGCUCAAAGGAAUUCAGCGAGCGCCAUGGACGAUUCCAAAUCAGUCAAUUACCAACGCUUACCGACAAUUCAUUCAUCUACACGCAACUUGAAAGCAGCAUCUUUGUAUCUGUCUGACAAUCGAGAAAAUUAUAAAUCCAGUACAUCAAUGUAUAAUGGAAAAACAUCCCGCCUUCCCAACAAAGAUUCCAAGGGUUUAGACUCUUUGAAUUUAAAGAGCCUCGAUGUUUUCAAGCUUGUAACCUCACAUUCCCAUAAUAUUGACGAAGCUAAUGAUAUCAACCUGAACACGCCAAAAAAAAAUGGAAAUUCGAACUUUGCUUCCCGGCUCUUUGGUUGGUAA
Priceomyces carsonii is the source of this 2172-nucleotide messenger RNA. RefSeq lists its product as uncharacterized. Lineage: Eukaryota; Fungi; Ascomycota; Pichiomycetes; Serinales; Debaryomycetaceae. The transcript has a single exon. The record is from RefSeq and is a predicted model, not a curated record. Gene Ontology annotation, cellular component: extrinsic component of intraperoxisomal membrane. Gene Ontology annotation, biological process: peroxisome inheritance. Bases 1 to 2172 code for a protein of 723 amino acids.